AUGAUUAUCAACAAUGGUUGUUGCUCUCCUGAUAUGCCAUGGAAUCUGCAAAACAUCAUUGAAAGACACAAAAGUCAAGUUUAUAACCUCGUGGUAGAGCACUUGGCUGAAGAAGGUGCAGAAGAAACACCUUGGAGAAACGUGGUCGCUAGCUCCCAAGCGGGCUUCCAAGAUGACUGCGGCUGCGGUGGAGGAAACCAGGUGGUCCUGUGUCCCGGCCAGCGGGGCCACCCUGGCACCUGCAGGGGGCGCUGUCAGGGCCGAGCGUCCUCCCCCCAGUCGCUCCAGGUCCGAUGCGCUCGGAACUCGGCUACUCUGCCUGGACGCUCCUGCCUCGGGAUGCGACGAGCGAGCCCCGACGCACCCCGGUGCGUCACCUCCGCUCUGGCAGCGAGGCAAACGCCUAGCACCGCGGAGUGGCGCCCGGGGGAGCCUCUGCGCUUGCGCCGCCAGUCGGCCGAGCUCUGCGCGAAAACGCACGCGUUGGAGUUCGGGGUUGCUGGCUGCCGCCAGGCGUUUGCUUUUGUCCUAAGAGAGGCCGGCAGGCCGUGGACAGUGGCUCGAGAGCUCCGCGACUUCAGCGGCGCUGGCUUCCCCUCUUGCAAUUCCCCUAGGAAGCAGUGGAGCCUCUUGUUCCCUUGUCUUGCAGCCAGAGCUUCACACUGGUGGAAACCUGACCUGGCCGCUAAACUCGACAACCCAUCAUGGCCCAGGAUCUCCCGGAGCGGGACGGGCUGCUCCCGGCCUGCCGGACCACACAAAGGGGGCGCUUUGCCUGCUCGCUACGCCCCCACGCCCAGGCCCUCGGGUCCGGGGUUCGCCUGCAGGGUCCCUCGGCCCCGCCCCUGCAGUGCCCUCCCAGCCUCUUCUUGCGCGCGCCCCUCCUCAUCCGCGGCGAGCCGGAAAACCCGGAGCGGCCCGGCGGCGCAUGCUCAGUCGCGGGCAGGUUCAGUUGGCUUAGUAGGAAGCUCCAGCGCUUACACCGGCGGCGGCGGCGGCGGUGGCGGCAGCGGCGGCGGAGCGGUUCAGGGGCAAGUUCAUCCUACUCUCGAAUCUAAUGAUGAUGCUCUUCAGUAUGUUGAAGAAUUAAUUUUGCAAUUAUUAAAUAUGCUGUGCCAAGCCCAGCCCCGGAGUGCUUCAGAUGUGGAGGAACGUGUUCAGAAAAGUUUCCCUCAUCCAAUUGAUAAGUGGGCAAUAGCCGAUGCCCAGUCAGCUAUAGAAAAGAGGAAGAGGAGAAACCCUUUGUCUCUGCCAGCAGAAAGAAUUCAUCAUCUGUUAAGGGAGGUUCUAGGUUAUAAAAUUGACCACCAGGUUUCUGUUUACAUAGUAGCAGUAUUAGAAUAUAUUUCUGCAGAUAUUUUAAAGCUUGUGGGGAAUUACGUAAGAAAUAUACGGCAUUAUGAAAUCACCAAACAGGACAUUAAAGUGGCCAUGUGUGCUGAUAAGGUAUUGAUGGAUAUGUUUCAUCAAGAUGUAGAAGACAUAAAUAUCUUAUCUUUAACUGAUGAAGAGCCUUCCACCUCAGGAGAACAAACUUACUAUGAUUUGGUAAAAGCAUUCAUGGCAGAAAUUCGACAGUAUAUAAGAGAAUUAAAUCUAAUUAUAAAAGUUUUUCGAGAACCCUUUGUCUCUAAUUCCAAAUUGUUUUCAUCUUAUGAUGUAGAAAACAUAUUUAGUCGUAUAGUAGAUAUACAUGAACUUAGUGUGAAGUUACUGGGCUAUAUAGAAGAUACAGUAGAAAUGACAGACGAAGGCAGUCCCCACCCGUUAGUAGGAAGCUGUUUUGAAGACUUAGCAGAGGAACUAGCAUUUGACCCGUAUGAAUCAUACGCUCGGGAUAUUUUACGGCCUGGAUUCCACGACCGUUUCCUGAGUCAGCUGUCAAAGCCUGGGGCAGCGCUUUAUUUGCAGUCCAUAGGCGAAGGCUUCAAGGAGGCUGUUCAGUACGUCCUGCCACGGCUGCUGCUGGCCCCCGUGUACCACUGCCUGCACUACUUUGAACUUCUGAAGCAGUUGGAAGAAAAGAGUGAGGACGAAGACGAUAAGGAAUGUGUGAAACAAGCUAUCACAGCUCUGCUGAACGUCCAGAGUGGCUUGGAAAAAAUAUGCUCCAAGAGUCUGGCCAAGCGAAGACUGAGUGAGUCUGCAUGUCGAUUUUAUAGCCAGCAAAUGAAGGGAAAGCAACUAGCAAUCAAGAAAAUGAACGAGAUUCAGAAGAAUAUCGAUGGUUGGGAGGGGAAAGACAUUGGACAGUGUUGCAAUGAGUUCAUAAUGGAAGGAACUCUUACACGUGUAGGAGCCAAACACGAGAGACACAUAUUUCUCUUCGAUGGCUUAAUGAUUUGCUGUAAAUCAAAUCACGGGCAGCCAAGACUUCCUGGUGCUAGCAAUGCAGAAUAUCGUCUUAAAGAAAAGUUUUUUAUGCGAAAGGUACAAAUUAAUGAUAAAGAUGACACCAGUGAAUAUAAACAUGCUUUUGAAAUAAUUCUGAAAGAUGGAAAUAGUGUUAUAUUUUCUGCCAAGUCGGCUGAAGAGAAAAACAACUGGAUGGCAGCCCUGAUAUCUUUGCAGUACCGGAGUACCCUGGAGCGAAUGCUCGAUGUGACCAUGCUGCAGGAAGAGAAGGAGGAGCAGAUGAGGCUGCCUAGUGCUGAUGUGUACAGGUUUGCAGAACCAGACUCUGAGGAGAAUAUUCUGUUUGAGGAGAACAUGCUGCCCAAGGCUGGGAUUCCAAUUAUCAAAGCAGGGACUGUGAUUAAGCUGAUCGAGAGGCUCACAUACCAUAUGUAUGCAGAUCCCAAUUUUGUUCGGACGUUUCUUACAACAUACAGAUCCUUUUGCAAACCUCAAGAACUGCUGAGUCUCAUAAUAGAACGAUUUGAGAUUCCAGAGCCUGAGCCCACAGAAGCUGACCGCAUAGCUAUAGAGAACGGAGCCCAGCCUCUGAGUGCAGAGCUGAAAAGGUUCCGGAAGGAGUAUAUCCAGCCUGUCCAGCUGCGAGUGUUAAAUGUGUGUCGGCACUGGGUGGAGCACCACUUUUAUGACUUUGAAAGAGAUGCAGACCUUUUACAAAGAUUGGAGGAAUUUAUUGGAACAGUAAGAGGUAAAGCAAUGAAAAAAUGGGUCGAAUCCAUCACUAAGAUAAUCCAAAGGAAAAAAAUUGCAAGAGACAAUGGGCCAGGCCAUAACAUUACGUUUCAGAGUUCACCUCCCACAGUCGAGUGGCACAUAAGCAGACCUGGGCAUACGGAGACCUUUGACCUGCUCACUUUACACCCAAUAGAAAUUGCUCGACAACUCACUUUACUUGAAUCAGAUCUUUACCGAGCUGUGCAGCCAUCAGAAUUAGUUGGGAGUGUGUGGACAAAAGAAGAUAAAGAAAUUAAUUCUCCCAACCUUCUGAAGAUGAUUCGGCACACUACCAACCUCACUCUGUGGUUUGAAAAAUGUAUUGUAGAAACAGAAAAUUUAGAAGAAAGAGUAGCUGUAGUGAGUCGAAUAAUUGAGAUUCUACAAGUCUUUCAAGAGCUAAACAAUUUCAAUGGUGUCCUUGAAGUUGUGAGCGCCAUGAACUCGUCCCCUGUCUACAGGCUAGACCACACAUUUGAGCAAAUACCAAGUAGACAAAAGAAAAUUUUAGAGGAAGCUCAUGAGUUGAGUGAAGAUCAUUAUAAGAAAUAUUUGGCAAAACUCAGGUCUAUUAAUCCACCAUGUGUGCCUUUCUUUGGUAAGUAUUUCUUCCUAAUUUUUAUUGUGCUUCUGGAUAAAACAUGCAAGAACAGCAUUAUCAUCAUACAUACAUUUUUAGAGAUGAGAAUAUUCAUGGGAGAAAACAACUGUUUCCUUUUCACAGGCGGCGAUACUGUCUUUACCCAGGUUACACUGCCCCAUGGCCCAAGAUCCUCUUCAGUCUCAUCUAUAAGUUUAGCCAAGGGCACUGAUGAAAUGCCUGUCCCCCCUCCUGUCCCCCCUCGAAGACGGCAGGAGUCUGCCCCAGCAGAGUCCUCCCCAUCUAAGAUUAUGUCUAAGCACUUGGACAGCCCCCCAGCUAUUCCUCCUAGGCAGCCCACAUCAAAAGCCUAUUCACCAAGAUACUCCCUAUCAGACCGGACCUCUUUCUCUGACCCUCCUGAGAGCCCUCCUUUGUUACCACCACGAGAACCUGUGAGGACACCUGACGUUUUCUCAAGCUCACCAUUACAUCUCCAGCCUCCCCCCUUGGGCAAAAAGAGUGAUCAUGGCAAUGCCUUCUUCCCAAACAGCCCUUCCCCGUUUACACCACCACCUCCUCAGACCCCUUCUCCUCAUGGCACGAGACGGCACCUGCCAUCACCACCGCUGACACAGGAAGUGGACCUCCAUUCCAUUGCUGGGCCUCCUAUUCCUCCACGACAAAGCACUUCUCAACUGAUCCCCAAACUUCCUCCAAAAACUUACAAGAGGGAGCACACACACCCAUCCAUGCACAGAGAUGGACCACCACUGUUGGAGAACGCCCAUUCUUCCUGAGUACUUCCUCUGUACUGGGAUGUAGUUUCCUAGCCCCAAAUCCAUUGCUGGCAAUGGAUGCACUGAACAUGCCAGCACUGAGGAGUUCACAUGAGAACUCCAAACACUAAUGACUCUACUUCAAGUUGUAGUGUAAGACAAUGAAUUUUAACCUAUACGUAAUUACAAAAUAAGACAGUAGUCCAGCUUAGAAUGUGGAGACUGAUCCAGAGGAACUGGACAACUGAUUGCACCUGGAAAUCACGUGAAGGGACUCUUCUGGCCAAUAGGCAAGAGUCCUCACUUUGUGAAGUAAUCUUUAUCAUUAAAGGGAUGGAAAACAGUCUAAUGUCCAAUAGGCCCAUAUGUUGACAGUUUUUGUAAUUCAAAAUAUUAUGCACUUUUAAAAAAAUCUUCAACAGGGAUCUUCUCCUCCUUUGUUUUCCUUUGCUUUACUCUUCUACUUUAGAAUAUUUUCGUAAAAAUCAUUCAGAGGACUGUGAGAAAAGGCUGUGGUACCUGACCUUGUUGAAAUCAAGGCCAGCACUGUGCUACAGUCCUGUUUACAGAUUAUUACAGUGAAUUGAAUGGGUACCGAGGCUUCACCAAAGAGGUACUUUUUGUUAUUGUUGUUAUUUUAAGAAUAAUUAUACCAAUUGUAAGAACAUUCCCUACCUACCCCACUCACAAACAAAAUGUGGUGGUGUUGCCUUUAAACAGGAAAUUUCAUGUCAUUAACAUGACGGAAGAAGAACUUCUUAAAAACGUAACUGUCAAGUAUACUAUUUACACUUAGGAGACUGUUCCUCUAUGCUAGACUGGCAUCCCCACCCCCACCCCCCUUGUCCCACAGGAGUUUACUGGUGACAUAUGUCCUGGCUCGUGGCUGUCCCUCUAACCAUACUACAGAAAUACAGGCAACCAAUGUGAAAAGGAGCAUUCUCUGGGCCUCACUGAUACCAUUCAUGUUUUACUAAUAGUUGAGUAGUCAGCAUACUUAGAAUUACCUUGCAUUGCCUAAAUCAUGUGUGUAUAGUGAAUGUUAUAUAAUAUACCUGACAGGUCUGUUUUUAUUUAAUUAAAUAAAGAUAAACUACUUUGUUUGGCUGGCAUAUAUUAAAUUAUUAUAUGGAGAAAAUGAUUGAUUCUUAUUUCUUUGGGUUGAACAAGAUACAAACACUAAGCAUAAAAGCACAUGCGGUACGCCUGGGUGUCUAGUUCUUACAGAAAAAUCUCAAGUUGGCGUUUGGAAUAUAGGGAAAUACUAGCUUAAAAUGGGAUGGGCAUCUUUUAAGCAGAACCUUGCAGAUUUUUAAUUUCUUGAGCAACCAUAUUUGUUAACGUUUAUCAUUCUACUUUGCUUAGGGUCUUUGGUUCUUUCAGAGCUACUCCUUAGAGAAUAUCUACCUGCAUCAUUAGUGUUGCGUGUUUUAUCCAUGAAGCCUUGUACUGCUCUUCUGAGUCUAACAAAUACUGUGACUGAAAUGCAUGCAACUUGAAUAGAAAAAGUUGUAUUAUCUCCACUAUUUCUGUGAACUGUGUAGUAUUCCAUUCUUACAGUCAUCAAUUCAUCAGUAUGUGCAUGUGUCCUCAAAAUAAUGAAGCAGCAGUUCAGUAAUUGUGUUAACUAUGCUGCAUCCUGGUGGAAACGUAGUACAUUAAUAAUUCCUUGUGAUAUUUAUUAGAACAUUAAAUGGACAUCUCAAUAGUCCAGGGUGUAGUUUCCUAAGAAGGACGGACAUUAGUUGCAUCAUCAUUCAGCAGUCUUCCUUAGUGUCUUGUUUACUUGUUAGAGUUGACUCUUGUCACUUAGUGUCUGUAACAUUCCUAUUAUGGUGGCCAUUUCUCUUUGUGAAAUGUCUUCUCUCUUAAAAGUGUCCUCAAAGUUCAUUUCAAAUCCCUUCUUGGAUGCAAAGUGUCCAGAAGACCGUUCAUUGAACAAAUGACCAUUCAUUCAACAAAAGUAGCUAGCUAGGCCUGCUUACUAAUGCUGCUCCAAAGGACUGUAAUGACACCCCCAAAUCUCCCAUGACUCAUUAGACCAGCCUAACUGUCCCUAGAAUUUCCCAUGGCUUACUGAUUACCCCGGCCCUACUUCAAAUGAGAACCUAAGAGAAGCAACAUUAGAACCCGUUCAGUGUUUCUCUGGCAAGUAUUGCCUUCAAUAGGGUGGUGACCCCUUUCACCCCACUUGAGCCAACACAAGGGAGGAGGGAACGCUCAGAUUUGGAGUUAAUUCUAUUUCUCCCAAUGGGAACUGUUCUCUACCCAACUGUUCUAGUGGACCACUUCACCAUGCAGCCAUUUUACAUGCAUCACGGAUGAAGGAUAUUUUUAUUCUCAAAUAUGACAUUUGGGCAAAAAUAUUUUCUGUGACAGGAAGUGAGUUUAAAAGUUCUCAUUGGCUGCCCUAAAGUGAAGGUGAGAAAGCUGUAUCCUUAGUCAUAACUCAAAUGUCCAUUUUUGGGGACAAGAAGUGGCCGAAGACAAACACCCCAUCACAGAACUGCAUCUGAAUCCAGGACAUAAGGAGGCAGCCAGGGCGGCAAAACUUGCUUCACUCCAUCCGCAAAUAUAGGACAUUUCCUCCAGAACACAACGUGUCCGCAAAGGGAGUUUCUCUUGAUGGGCUCAUCACCAAUAACAGAGAUGGUUUUCACAGCUAAGCACUUUAGAAACAGAACAGACAAGUGCAUGUUCUAAAUUUAUGAAAAGACGGGCUAUCUAUUCUUUCUACACUUUCAAAUGUGUUGAAGAUUACUUAUGACAAAUAAUCAAAGUCUGCCCAAUUAAAAUUUCUUGCUUAAAUAAAGGCUGUUAGGCAUCCAACUGUGAGUUUAGUAGGUUACUAUUCUCUGACUCAAGGAUGUUUGAAUGGAUCUGAGUUGAGCCAAGAGUACGCCAAAUAAACACAAUCAGUGGAUCAUUCUACUAAAGUACUAUUUAAGUUGGAGGCUAUACUAUGAUUCCAAAUUCUUCCUUAAUGCAAACCCAAAGUGGUAUUUAUCAUAAUGAUCAUGUAAUUAAAUUUUGCUCACAUGUUAUUUACUUAUCUUAAUAUAAUGGCCUAAAUUAGGGGUAUUUAGUGGCUCAGAUAGAUAAAUGGGGAUGCUGUCCCAGCUGGAGUACAUACAGAGGAAAACCUUUCUUAUCCUCUCUUCAGAUUCAAAACCAAGACGCGCACUUAUUUCCUGGUGUUCUCUGCUCGGCAGGUUGGCAUGCUCUAACCAUCUCUACCAUGGCACCCGUGUGCAGGUGCAGGCUCUGUGUAUUGCACGUUCAUCUUUACCAGUCAAUACACGUCAUGAGGUUCCUGUCAGUUUGGCUGAGAGAAUUAGGCAGUAGGAUGCAAAGGAAAGGGAUGACUUGAUUCAAUUUUUUUUCUUUUGAAACAGUACUAACUUUUAAAAUGAUUUCAUAGUCCCUUAUACAUGAGCCAGUGAGGUAUUCUGUGUUCUAAUUAAGAAAAAAAAAAAAAGCAUGAAGUCUACAUAAUAAAUCUAAACAAAAACUUGUAAGUUCCAUGCCUUAUUUUCCAUUUUUGACACCAUAAAGUGCAUUUUCUGUCAACUGUGAGCAAACUUCCCUUUUGCCUUUAAGAAAAAUAGUGCAUUAAGUAGCCAGUUGCUGAAAAAGUAUAAAGCAAGUUAGCUAAAUGUGGGUCACAUUGGAUUAUCACUCAACAAAGCAAGACGUACAAAAGAUGCAGGUUCUGUGUGGUGUGGCUUAGAGUGCACCCAUGGCUGAUGCAUGCCACUUUCAGUAGCUGCCAGAUGUGCCUUUAAUUAAGAACAUCUCUAAUUUUUUUUUUUCAGAUGAAGUCAGCAUUUGGGGGCGGAAUAGGGCAGGGGACUUGGGGGCGCAAAUAUCUGGUGAAACCACCAGAAAAUUUGUUUGUCAAAGUGACAUGUAUAAUUUUAGUUGAGAUGUGUCUGUGUAGAUAUGUGUAUUUGCCUUUGUUUAGUAGCACGGUUAUUUGCUAAAAUAUUUGUCAAAAAUGCUGUCAGUCUUACUUUGAUGUAAGAAUGAAGUGUGCUCUAUACAUCCAUCUAAUGGCCUUUGUACCUAACCAUGUUUGUAGGUAAUCUUUGUACUCUAUGUGCAGCAGUAUUUGGUCUGUGUUAAAAGUGAAAAUAAUGGCUGUUAUUUUUCUGGCAUUACUAAGAUAAAUUGAAAAAUAAUAAAGAAAAAUGCCUUACAUA
Peromyscus maniculatus bairdii (prairie deer mouse) is the source of this 8690-nucleotide messenger RNA. Lineage: Eukaryota; Metazoa; Chordata; Mammalia; Rodentia; Cricetidae. The record is from RefSeq and is a predicted model, not a curated record.